This is a messenger RNA of Tachysurus vachellii, 1759 nucleotides long. Its product is annotated as leucine-rich repeat-containing protein 27-like. The record is from RefSeq and is a predicted model, not a curated record. Bases 13 to 1374 code for a protein of 453 amino acids. Gene Ontology annotation, molecular function: protein binding. The transcript is spliced from 10 exons. Lineage: Eukaryota; Metazoa; Chordata; Actinopteri; Siluriformes; Bagridae.
AUAAUAACAGCUAUGGAAUCGGACCUGGGUGAUCUCCACUUGAGUCUUGACUGCUGUGAGAAUGCGCUAAAAUCCCCAAGCCGAGAUUCUGCACGUCGAGGUGAUGAUUCGUCAGAGCAGCAAAUGAAUCAUGACUCAUUCGACAUCUUUUAUCUAAGCAGACAGAAGCUGAAGGUCAUUCCAGACUAUGUGCGCAAGUACACUCCACUCAAGAAUUUAUAUCUUGAAGGAAAUGAGUUAUCCAGUCUCCCAGACAAUCUGUUCAUCAAUCUGCCACAAUUGCUUUGGCUGGACCUGAGAAAUAACCAGCUCACUUGUCUUCCUGCUGAUAUUGGUCAGCACAGAUGCUUGAAAACUUUGCUGCUGGAGGGGAACCAGAUUACAGAACUUCCUGUAGAGUUAGGUAAUACGAUCACACUACGAGCUCUGAGCCUGAGGAACUGUCCCAUCUCAUUCCCACCCCAGGAAGUGCUGCAGCAGGGUCUCGCACACAUCCUGCAGUUCCUGCGUCGCACAGCCGUGGCUCAGCGGCCCCUCAGCUUGCACAGCACGCACACGGACAUGCCGGCUGUGGAGAAGCUGCCGCUGACCGAGAUUCUCCAGUCUAGCCUGAAUCUGUCUGAGGUGGAUGACAAUGAGGUACACCGCUUUAAGGAGCUUAGGCAGCAAAUGAUCCAGAUGGACAGAGCAGAUCUUGGGCACAUCACACCAGACAUAUCACCGCAGCAACACCUACGAGCAGCAGAGGGAGACAGAUCUCACCAAUCUCAUCCUUCAUCCAUCAAUAGAGAUCAAGAGUUAACGACAGGAAGGUUCCCAGAGCUUCCUCCACUUAAUGUGCAGAACUGGAAGAGAUCAGAGGACAGAGUGGCUGCAGCGAGGGAGUUGAAGGAAAAACAAGCUUCACUAGAACAGAAAAGGAAAAACGAGGAGCUGUUGCAGCACUGGAGAAACCAGGCCAAGAUCAUGCAGGAAAGGAAAAUACUGGAACACAAGAACCAGAAUGAGAGACAUUGGAAAGAUGGGCGUCUGAAGAAUGCUGCUGAUACGUCCAGUAAUCCGAACAACAUUGGCAAAGCUCUGAAUAAUGACCCACACAGUGAAGCCCAUACCACUCAACAAACACGCAAGGAAACAGAGGCGGCCAGGGAGGCAAGGGACCGGGAGCUUGAGCAACGCAUCAGGACUCAUGUUCAGAUGAUGCAGCAGAGGCGCAGACGACCCAGAGGCUCACCUGCGGAAGAGGUGAAGGCAGCAGCUCAAGAGAUGGAAGAGGUAAAACAUCUGCAGAUGGAACUUGCAGAAAGGAGACGAGCGAAAGAUUCGGAGUAUCGCUUGAGUGCCUUCACUGGAGAGAUUUCUUAUGAUAAAUAACUUGACUCGACUAAGAUUUAUGAUAAAUAACCAGCUACCACCUGAACAAGCUUUGGUAUUUCAGGUCAUCACUGUAAUGUGAAAGUUGAGGUUUUAUUAUUGACAAAGGUGGUGAGUUUGACCACACGGUGGCGCGUUUUUCAUUCCUGUUCAUUGUCGCCUUCAAUUUGUGCUUCAGCCAUUUUAAGCUUAGGGCCUAGUGGAUUGAUUUUGGGGAAAAAACAAACAAACAAACCAAAAAAAACCAACAUUUUAAUUGCAUUUAGACGAGGCCAAAUAUAUCAAAGACCUUUGUAUGUUAAUGCGUUUGUUUUUGUAUUUUAUCCGCACAUUAGACGCCUGCAAUAUAAUCAGUGUGAUAAUAAAUCAAAUGAAUCAAUAGAGG